AUGAAAUAUUUAAAAUAGGUUUAUGCAAUUUCUUCUGGAACCAGAAGAUACAGAAAACUUAAAGCUCUUUAGUUCUAUGCUAAUUUACAGAAGAAUGGACGUAUAGAUGAUAGUUUUGAAAUAGCUAAGAGGAAAAAAAAUGCAAAUUCAUAGAAAAAACCAGCUAAGAAAGCUCAAUAAUCUUUAGAAGAAUUUCUCGAAGAACAUGAUGUAGAUGAUAGCUUUGAAUUAGCCAAAAAGCAUUACAAAAGUAAGAAGGAAGAGACAAAAAAAUAAGCAGCAAGCGUCGAAAAGGCGAUUACCAAAAAAGAAAAAAAGCAGAAAAAAUAAGAUUCUAAAAACGAGUUUCUUUCUUCAGAUUCAGAUUUAGAGUUAAUUUAAGAGAUUGAAAAUGGUAGCAAUUUAAAAAAAGAAAAAGUUGAAGAAUAGGAUUUUUCAUAACAUAUUAUGGAACUACCUCAUGGGGAUAAGUUAGUAUUCGUAUAAAAUAAAUAAAAAGUCAUAUUCACAGGAGAGUUUGAAGUUUGCUGCUUAUACGGCUAAGUACACGUUAAUGGCUUGAGUUUAUCAAGCAAAGAUGUUUCUGAUAAAUAAAAAGUAUUCAUGCACAAAGCAAGUUCUUUAUUAAAAAAUAGUUUGCUUUCUUUUGACACUGUUUCUCGUGAUUCUACUAUUUCAGACUCAAAGAAUGCAUCUAAAUUAUUAGAAAUAAUAAACCACAAUGUUAUUUUGAUUAAUGGAAAGCAAGAUUGUGAUAAAAUUAUUGAUAAGAUUUGUGAAAAUUUUGAUGAAAUCUAAUAAAAGUUUACUAAAGGAUUCAGUAAUAUUUUAUACAUUCAUCACACUAAAGUUCUCAAUCAUCAGCUUAUUCCUUUCAAAAUCAUUAAUGUUUUGACCACUGCUAAGCAAUUUUCUUCUACUUAAAACUAUAUCUAAUGGACAGAAAAGUAACAAAACUUUGUUGAAGAUGCUGUUAAAUCUUUCACCAAUACAAAAAACUAAUCAAAUGAUGUUAAAAGUAUGUUGAUCUGUGGUACUAAAAAUUGUGGUAAAAGUAUGUUCACUUUAUACAGCAUAAACAGACUUUUGGAUAACUUUGAUAGAAUAUGUGUUUUAGAUACAGAUUUAGGUUAAAGUUUAUUCCACUUUCCAGGAACUGUAAAUUUGUUUAGUAUGAGCAAAAAAGAUAUCCAUUUGUCUAACUUGACUCAUAUCCAUUUCAUUAAGCCUGUAUUAAGUAUAUAUGUAGGAGAAUAUAGUCCUUAGUAUUUUAUUCAGUAAUAUAUUGCAGGUAUAAAGAAAUGCUUUAAAUUCUAUUAAGAGUAUUUUAGAAAUUGUCCUCUUAUAGUAAAUACUCACGGAUAUAUCACAAAUAUUGGAGAAUUGCUGCUUUAUGAAAUUUAAGAUAUUAUUGAACCAAAAUUCAUAGGUUUACUUAGCACAAAUGAAUAGUUGAUUCAACACUUAACCAAUAGCAAUACUAGAUUAGAAAGACUUUCUCUAACAACAAAAUCGAAAGAUAUGCCUAACUUCAAAUCAAGAGUUGAGGAUAUUACUAAUCCCAGCUUUGAAGCUAAUAAAGUAAAGGUAAAUGAAGCUAAGAGACACAGAAAAGAUGACAUUAUUUUCUAAUAUUUAACAAAUUAAGUUAAACUUGAUAAUACUUAUCCUUUCUAGAAUUUAUAUUCAUCUCAAUAUGGUUAAUUAUGUCUUUAAAAACCUUUUGAAGCUCCAUUGAACUCAAUUAAAUACUAUUUGUUGGAAACUUAAACUUAAAUCGAAGGUAGCAAUGACAUUGCAAAACAUUUUAAUUGCUCUAUUGUUGCUUUGUUUGAUUAGUCAUUUUCUUUUAGUAACACAACUACUAAUUGUAUUGGAUUUGCAUUUGUUAGAGAUAUAGAUCUUAAGAAGAACACUAUUGAAAUCAUCACAAGCUAAUCGAUUAUUAAUGAUUUACCAAGAGUUUCAACAUUUAUAAAAUCAAAUGAGAUGGCAUUUUCUAAGCGUUUCUACCUGCAAAAUUAACAUUCUUAUAAUGAAAUAUCAGAACUCACUUAUGAUGUAAAUGGUGAUUUUUCUUCUAAGAGAACAUUAGAUGUUCCUUUUGUUUUACCUAAAUCAAGUGGUUUAGGAAAUAUCUCAUUUAGAUCAAGAGUUUCAAAUAGAAAAUGA
Molecule: messenger RNA, 2172 nt
Organism: Tetrahymena thermophila SB210
Lineage: Eukaryota; Ciliophora; Oligohymenophorea; Hymenostomatida; Tetrahymenidae
Product: pre-mRNA cleavage complex II protein Clp1
Exons: 3
Biological process (GO): RNA processing
Cellular component (GO): nucleus
Molecular function (GO): polynucleotide 5'-hydroxyl-kinase activity
Source: RefSeq, a predicted model, not a curated record